ACGGGAGAGACGGCGGCGGUGGCGGCGCCGCCCUCCGGAGAGAGCGCCGGGGAGAGGCUGGUGUGAAGAGCCGCAUUUCAAUGAGGGCCGGGCUAAUGCAAAUCACUGCAAUCGGCAGCAGCAGCAGAAGAAAGGCGAAGCAGCUGCAGCCCGGGCUCCCCAGCAGCGCGCUCCAGCCAGGGGAGGCGUAACAAAGGCAGCGGAGCCGCUGUCUGCGGCAGCUACCGCGCUUAAAGCCGGGUGGUCGCCGGAGCCGGGGGGGGGGGGGCGGGCGGGAGCUGCCCCCUCUUUGGCCGCUUCCCGUUUUCGAGCCGCCGUUUUCCCUCCGCGCCCCGCCGGCCGGUCUGAGGGGGAAGGUGCUCGCCGGGCUGCGGGGAACAGGUUGAACUUCAAGAUGUCCUUUGGGAGAGAUAUGGAGCUGGAGCAUUUUGACGAGCGUGAUAAAGCACAGCGAUAUGGCAGAGGGUCCCGGGUAAACGGUUUGCCCAGCCCUACCCACAGUGCUCACUGCAGCUUUUACCGAACCCGUACUCUACAGACCCUGAGUUCUGAGAAAAAAGCCAAGAAAGUUCGUUUCUAUCGUAAUGGAGACCGGUAUUUCAAAGGGAUUGUAUAUGCCAUCUCCCCUGACCGGUUUAGGUCCUUUGAGGCUCUCCUGGCUGAUCUGACCCGAACUCUGUCUGACAAUGUGAAUCUGCCCCAGGGAGUGAGAACAAUCUACACGAUUGAUGGCUCCAAGAAGAUUUCCUCAUUGGACCAGCUAGUAGAAGGGGAAAGCUAUGUAUGUGGUUCCAUAGAACCCUUCAAGAAACUGGAGUACACGAAGAAUGUAAACCCAAACUGGUCAGUGAAUGUUAAGACAACUUCGGCUUCUCGUUCAGUGCCAUCUCUUGCCACUGCUAAAGGAGGUACUCCAGAUGCAAAGGAGAAUAAGGAUUUCAUUAGGCCUAAACUAGUCACUAUCAUCAGAAGCGGAGUGAAACCACGGAAAGCAGUCCGGAUUCUGCUCAACAAGAAGACAGCACAUUCAUUUGAACAGGUUCUUACUGAUAUAACUGAUGCCAUCAAGCUGGAUUCAGGGGUGGUUAAACGCUUAUACACACUAGAUGGAAAACAGGUGAUGUGCCUUCAGGAUUUCUUUGGCGAUGAUGACAUUUUUAUUGCAUGUGGACCAGAAAAGUUCCGUUACCAGGAUGAUUUCUUGCUGGAUGAAAGUGAAUGUCGGGUGGUGAAAUCCACUUCCUAUACCAAAAUAGCUUCGACUUCACGUAGGAGCACCACCAAGAGCCCGGGCCCAUCCCGACGCAGCAAGUCUCCUGCUUCUACUAGCUCAGUGAAUGGAACCCCUGGUAGCCAGCUUUCUACUCCCCGCUCUGGGAAGUCUCCAAGCCCAUCUCCCACCAGCCCAGGAAGCCUACGGAAACAGAGGGACCUGUAUCGCCCACUCUCUUCGGAUGAUAUGGAUUCAGUAGGAGACUCAGUGUAAAAGAGAAAAUGGAACAAUGUUUAUGGUUUGUGAUUUGGUGAAGGUUUAACAUUUUUAAAGAGAAUAGCUGCUAAUUUACAGUAAUAGUGAAUCACACAAAAGAGUUUUGCAUAUUUAAUAUUGAAAACAUGGGGCCAAAUUAAUUCUAGGUUGGAGGGGUAUUUUUGGCUUUGCCACUGCAUUUUAAUGCAAGAAUUUGUAAUGAGCGGGCCAUUGAAUAUGUCCAUCAAAUAGAAAACAGCAUUGUGCACACUUUAAGGAACGAAGAUUGGGUUAGGUGAAUAUAACGCACAAAUCCAUAGUGGGCACGUUUAUGAAUAGCACUCUUUUUAUCAUCUAAGGUGCUGAUUAUAUGUUCUGUUUUUACCAUAGGUAUCUUUAUUCAUUUUGGUAUGAACAGUUAAUGAAUACUUUGCUUUUGCCAAUGAAUAGGUGAAAUGCAGAAAAGAAAAAGCCUGCCCCAUUAAACUGCUUGCAGCAUGCUGUCUGAUCCCAACAUGCACAUUCUGAACACUCUAAAUUUAGUCUUUUUAUCUAAAUGAAAAGAAAAUGAAGAAAUCCCAUGCAGUCACAGGACAAAAAGUAAAUUCUUUCAAAGCAGUGUUCAAGUUCUGUUCAGUGCAUUACCAUCUGAUGACUGUAAACAGAAGGGUAUUCACAGGCAACGUGAAUGUUUUACCUGGCAAGAGCUGUUAAUACUGAUCAUCCGUGUGUUGCAAGUAAAUAUGGACAGAUUUCUAACAAAGGAAAAAUGGGGGCCUGCUGGCUAGCAGUGUCAUCUGACACACAUAUGAUGACACCUUUUGGAAAAACACAUUUUGCCUGAGAAACUAGUGAUUAUUUUCACUUAUGGUAAGGACAGGAGCAUCAUUUUUUAUUUGCUGUAACAAGACAUUUUAUGCAUUUUAAAAUGAAAGCCUGCAAAAAUUGUAGAACUGUAAAUCAUCCUUCUAUUGACCUAAUUUCUCUGUUUUCGUAAUUUCUAGAGGUGAUCGUUUUGUACAGCAUGAAUAUGCAAAACUCCUUUAGUGUUAAAGUAGGUCACGCAUUAUAACCAGUUGCUUAACAAAUAGCUACUAAUUUUAUUUGUUUUCUGCUGCUUUGUUGUGAGAAUCUUAGUCUAAUUUACAUAAUAGCAAUAUUUCUCAUCGUAUGUUGCAUAUUGCUUUAAAAUUUAUCUGCUGUAUUUAAGCCCGUAAUGUAGUGAGCACACGCUUUUACAGUCUUAUACCUUUCCUUUCAGUAUCCCAUACACUAAUGAUUUAAGAAUUAAAAAUCGGUGCGAUUCUGAUCUUCAACAAAAAUCUGUGGAGAUUAUAUUUUUGAGUAAUGAUUGAAUAUAUUCUGAAAACAGGAGAUUUUACUUAAUAGCAGAAAAUGUUCAGCUGCCACAUACCAACUUUUAAAUGUAGCGAAAUAAUUCCUUCACACUGAUCUGUCCAUAAUAAAAUUCAGCACCUGGAAAAGGUUGGCAUGUGAUGUUACGGCUUCCCUGGAUCAUUAACAUUUUCUUUAUGGAGGAUAUUUGCAAAGAGAACAAAAGGGCAGCAGAAUACAAAACUUACCUUCUCUGUUUUCAAUACUUGGUUCCAGUAUCACCUGGAGAGAAAGUCAUUGAUCUGGCAGGUUUGCUGAAGCAGUUAGGUCGUUCCCCUUUGAAAUACAUGUUUUGCCAUUCUUGCUUCAGACUUCAGAUCUAAAAAUGUUCCCGACAAUAGGAACAGUCCUCCCCCCAUGCCCUGAUCCUAAGGCUGUCCUGUUCUACUGAAAAGGUUUGCAGCUGUGAAGUUACUUGCGUUUUUGCUAGUUAUGGGGGAAUGUCUUUGUAAAAUUCAUUACUUUAUCCCAAGCAAUUUGUAUUACGAAAAGGCGCAUUGGGAUCAGUUUCCAGAAAUUCAGACGACUCCACCAGACUGAACAAAAUACUUACUGGCAUUUUGAAAAGCGUUUUUUCCUGUAAAGAAAAUACAUUCCAGGAAUUUAUUUUUCCUCCCCUCUCCCAUAUCGGCUACUGCUGCUUUAGGCAGUUUAUUAGGAAUGUUUGUUCUGCACAGGGAGCACAGAUCGCCAGCAAACCUGAAUCCCACAGCUUCGCUUAGCUGUGGAAAAGAAAAAUGGACCUUAUAUCAGUAAUUGUUAUCAUAGCAAGUUCUCCAUCAAGACUGUUUCAAAGAAUAUGCUAGUCCAUAACAUUUAAUCAUUUCAACAUAUGACUUGUAUUAAGGGGCUAUUCAGGGGCAAUAUGUAUCAUUAAUAUUUCAUUUAAGGAAGGAAAGUCCCAUAGCGAUUGAAAAGGUACACUGUUUAUAGACUUUGGGAUCCCUUUUGUGUGGAAUGUAAUUCCCAUUAUACAUGAGCAGAAAUGAAAUGUUUCUUUUGAGCAAGACCAGAAGGUUCCAGUUUAUGGGUGAAACUGAAAUUGUGUUUCUUGAUGCUGUAGUUGUGCUUGCGACAGCACAAGUUUUAGUUUGUCCCUAGAUUUCAUCAACUUCAUUAAAUAAGGUAAUAGCUUAAGCAACUUUAUAGUGUUUGAACCUCUUAUAGUUCGCUGUAUGCUGCAUUAUUUGUGCCUACUCUAAGGUGAUUAUGAUGUAGCUGAAGAGUCUUGUAUAGAUUGUAAGUGCUUUGCUUUCUUUUGAGCUUUAUGAGUCCUUGUGAUUAUUUCCCUAAUGCUUUCUGCAACUUUCUGGGGGUUUUCUUAAUCUAUUUUUUCCCUCUCUUAUGCAACAAACCGUUCACAUGUGAAGCACAGAAUGUGUGUGUUUAUAUUUAUACACACAUACACAUACAUAGGUUAAUGGCUUUGAAACCCAUGUACAGUUAUGUCACAUUUGUGGCUUUAAACAAAUACAUGGGGAAAAUAUAUCGAUGGGAGGAUGUUCAUCUGGUGGGGUUCACUAUAGCUCUGUUAAGGUCAGUGAAGCUGCACCAACCUGUACUUGCUGAGCAGCUCCCAUGAGGAAGUCUCUACAAUUUUAAGAGAUCUCAUAUACAAACAAGGGCUAAGUUCUGCUCAGUCUGAAGUUAGUAACAAAACCAUGAUUGACUUCAGGGUGGGAAGGAGAGGACAUUAUGCACAAAGUUAUAUACACAGUCAAAACAUUAAUCAUAAAUUUGAAAUGGUAUUAUUUUGAUGUAUUCAGACUUGUGUCUCCUCUUGAAAUGCACUGCUCUGCAGUGUAUUAAGUUGUUUUGUUGAAAUCAAUAAAAUCUUUACCAUUCAUUAUCCAAUGUGAAAAUUGCUUUUCAAUUUGUAAAAUAAUUCAGUGACAGCACAUUACAUUUCGUUAUUUUUCUCUUUAAACCAUUUUCACAGGGCAUAUAUGGCUGUCAAAUGAAAAUUCUGGGACAUUAAUAUUGUGGCUAUAAAUGUAUAUUAUAAGGAAGGAUACAUAAUGUUAAACAGCCUUGAAGAACAUGUGGGUUGAGAUUGUGUGGCAUAACAAUUGAAAUAAAUAACAGUGUUUGAUUUUACAGUUUCAUACUUCACACUGCAGUGUGAACUUUAUGUAUUGCAGUAUGUUACAAAAAAUGUCCUCCAACUCUGUUAAAGUGAAUUAAGAGUAAUACGGAAAAGAACCUCUGAUCAACCCAAGUUUACUGGUUUGUCAGAAACAGUAGAGAAAUGAACAAAGAGAAAAUCUUUGUGGUGCUAAAUUACCUCGUCACUUGAUGAAAACUUAGAUUAAUGUUGUCUGUGCUUUUUCUUGUAUCCAGUUAAUGGCAUACAACUGAAUACAAGAUUGUUCUUAAUUUCAUCUUCACUUUCAGUUUAUCUGUUAGUGAUGGGAUGAGAACUUGUAACUGUGAGUGAUCAGCGAAAAAUAACCUUACAGCAUGCAGCCAGCCGUAGCUUUGCAUGCAGAGCAAAGCAAGCAAGUGGGGGUCACACUCUUUGGAAACGGGUGUGCUACCCCCCAGGAAGCGCCUCCCUUCGGAGAGCAGGGCUUGCCGAGCAGAGCAGAGGCUAGUCUGAGCUGUAUUUGCUGUUGCACCGCCUUUCGACUGGCUUGGUUUGCUUCUUUGCCCUUGCACCUGAUCUCGGACUGGCUGAGCGCCCUCUCUCCCCGCGGGAAGCGGGGGUGUGCAGAUCCGCGUGUUGUGUGCGCACACGCCAGCGGAGGGAGGGACACACACACGGUGCGCACAUCCACGCUGCCUGCAUUUUAGUGUCUCUGGCUGCGCAUGCUGAUCGUGUUCAAAUUUGCUUAAGUCAACCCUCAGCAGUGAAGUAUGAAAAAAGCUGUACUGCAUUCGGUGUGUACUUGUUGUCUGAUGUUAGAUGAGGUAAUUAGCUUGUGGUUUGCCCUGCAAUACAGUGUUUUGGAAUUUGGGCUCUAGUGAAAGAGGAGCUAACAAUGUUUGUGCUAAGGCCUCUUCGUUUUGUUAGUUGCACUAUGAUAUUGUAAAUACUGGCACAUUUACAACAUAAGUUUAAGAUUUUACAAAGUUAUGCGUACAAUUAUUUUUUUUAAAGAAAAGCUCUUGGAUAUUUGCUUUUUAAAAUAUACCAUUUUUCUAUUGGUGUGAUGCAAGAAACCAAAAAUAAAGCUGUUGAUUUAUCAACAAAAAAUGUAAAACUUGCAAAAAUAAAUGCCAAUGAAUGUUUUUUUCAUAUAGUCAACUGAAGAAAACCACCUUCGUUUUUGUGCCAUUGUUUCAUCAUACUGUGUUGUGUUUCAUAUUUGACCAUGUCAUCCUGGUUGCAAUUUGUUGUUUUGCUAGAUUUAACAUUACUGUCGAAUAUUGUAAGUGAUGUAAUAAAUAUAUUUUAAAAAUGCA
Tyto alba (common barn owl) is the source of this 6268-nucleotide messenger RNA. It is a transcript of the gene DCLK1, whose product is annotated as doublecortin like kinase 1. Bases 395 to 1486 code for a protein of 363 amino acids. The record is from RefSeq and is a predicted model, not a curated record. Gene Ontology annotation, molecular function: microtubule binding; ATP binding; protein kinase activity. Gene Ontology annotation, cellular component: axoneme; neuron projection. The transcript is spliced from 7 exons. NCBI's taxonomy places the organism in Eukaryota, Metazoa, Chordata, Aves, Strigiformes, Tytonidae. Gene Ontology annotation, biological process: protein phosphorylation; axoneme assembly; retina development in camera-type eye.